Pseudomyrmex gracilis is the source of this 1781-nucleotide messenger RNA. Its product is annotated as putative nuclease HARBI1. The record is from RefSeq and is a predicted model, not a curated record. The coding region runs from base 507 to 1718 and encodes 403 amino acids. NCBI's taxonomy places the organism in Eukaryota, Metazoa, Arthropoda, Insecta, Hymenoptera, Formicidae. The transcript has 4 exons.
ACUACGGAUUCAAUUGUCUGCUGCAGAGUCUUCCAAUUGAUCACGUGACUGCAUAUUUUAACUAGAGNCACAACUGCAUUAAACCUUAUUACCAGAUACGUGAUAUUCUUAUGUUUCUAAUAAUAUUUGCUAUUAUGUGGAAAGCAUCUUAGCAUCUUAUCAUUUGUUGUGGUCAUCUUAUUAUUUGGUGUGGUCAUUUGGACAUAUAAUGGGUCCAAAAAGUGAUUUGUUUUCUAAAAACAUUGAAUGCAAAUUAUNUAAUUAAUACACAUGAUGAGAGAAUAUCCUUUGUUGUGGAUACAACAAUUGAAGAAUAUCGUCGAACUGAUUUAAAAGAGACUGCAUUGAGAUCAAAUAGCACAAGUUCUAGGUCUCAAAGACGCUGUGUGCAAGUUAGCUCUGGUCUGCUAUGGAUCAAAUGAAAAUGUUCAGUAUACAACAUAAUUUUUGGUACAAAAAAAAACGAAAAAGAGAGAAAUUGUUUUUCAUGCCUGUUAUUUGUAAUAAUGGCUGAAGACNAAUCGCGUAAGCGGAAAAUGUGGGUGUCUAAGUGGAUAACAGGAAGAAAAGAAAAAGGUUUGCAUCAUAAUCUGUUUUUGGAACUUGCAUUAGAAGAUCCUAAUCGGUUCAGAAGAUGCCUCAGAAUGGAUGUACACACUUUUGAAUAUCUCUUGAAGAAAAUUACACCUCUAAUCAAGAAGCAAAACACUCAUUUACGAGAAAGCAUUUCACCUAAUGAAAGGUUAUCGGUGACUUUGCGACAUUUAGCAACAGGAGAAACUCAAGAAUCGUUAGCUCUCACAUUCAGACUUGGAAGAAGUACCAUUUCAAACAUUAUAAAAGAAGUCACAACAGCAAUAACUAUAGUUUUAAAAGAAGAAUUUCUUCGCUUUCCUUACACUGAAGAUGAAUGGCGUGUAAUUAGCAAUGAUUUUGGAGAGCAAUGGAAUUUUCAUCAUGUAAUUGGAGCACUAGAUGGAAAACAUUGUGUUAUUGAUCCUCCACUACAAUNUGGAUCUAUGUUUUAUAAUUAUAAAGGAGAUUAUAGUGUAGUAUUAUUGGCUUUAGUGGAUGCACAAUUACGGUUUAUUUAUGUGNAUGUAGGGACUAAUGGCAGAGUGAGUGACUCUGGUGUUUGGAAUAAGUGCUCUCUCAAACAUCAUUUAGAUAAAGGUACUCUAAAUAUUCCUCCUCCUGCUCCAUUGCCAGGUACACAAGACAAGUUUCCUUUUGUGAUUNUUGGGGAUGGAGGGUUUUCGUUAUCAGAGAAACUGUUAAUGCCAUAUCCAAAACCGCAAUGUACUGGGAUGAUAAACAGAAGAAUAUUUAAUUAUAAAUUAUCUAGAGCUCGGCGGUGUUCCGAAAAUGCUUUUGGUGUUAUGGCUGCUCGUUUCCAAAUUUUUCGAUCUGCAAUGCGAUAUGNUCCGGAUAACGCAAGUACAAUCAUUUUAAGUAUAUGUUGUUUGCAUAACAUGCUACGAAGUCAAUCUAUUGGACGAGCUAUGUAUACACCAUCUUCAUUUCUUGAUGGAGAAGAUGUAAUUUCUGGUGAAUUUCGACGUGGGGAGUGGAGAGCCNAAAACGCAAGAGGGAUGAUUAAUUUAGCUCAUCAAGGUGGCAAUCGUCAUCCAACUCAAGCAAUAGUACUUAGAAACANGUGGUGCGAUUAUUUUAAUACUAUUGGUGCAGUUCCUUGGCAAGAGCGAAUGGUGCAAUAAAUUAUAAUUCUUGGAAACACUAAAUAUAAGCAUACUUGUCUUAUUCAAAAGUAUAUUAUUAAG